UAGUGCGCAUCAGUCAGUUGUUUUGAAGCGGUCGUACGUUUCGGUAGUUCUACUCGUGCGCGGUUAAUUUAGUGUUACUCGUUUUCUUUGUACCUCGUGUACGGUCAACAUCGUGUUAAAAGCUGAUAUCAGAUAAUAUUGCUGUAAGGUGAUAGAGCGUGUGAGAUAAUUAUCAUAAAUCAUUAGUGAGAUUUGAAAGAACGUUGGUGAAAGAGUGUUGUUGUUCGAGCGAUCUCUUCUAUCCAAUAAUUUUUUUCAUACAUCAAAUUUUUCCGUCUAUUACGAAAGUACAUGAUACCCAGAUUGUUAAGUCACCGAAUUCUGUUCUAAGAAGGAUGUUUGAUCGCGACACAGCGAUACAUCUCAUUGCUGGAGGUGUUGCUGGUACAACAGGAGCCAUAGUGACCUGUCCUCUCGAAGUGGUUAAGACGCGUUUACAAUCCUCUUCGUCUCGUUUUCAACCGCCACCAGUGAAUAAAGAAUUUACGUCCGGUCAUGUCACGUGUAAGAGUUUUCCAACGCCGGAACAAAGAAGGAGAUUGUGUACAGGAGGCUAUCCAAGGUGCUCCUUCCUGGCUCUUUCACAUUGUGGCGUAUCAACGCCAUCAGGUGGUGGUCCACACGCUUAUCCAACACCCGGUAUUUACCAGUGCAUAAGAUACAUCAUUAAGAACGAAGGUAUACGUGCCCUUUUCCAGGGUCUUGGUCCAAAUCUCGUUGGUGUAGCACCUUCCAGGGCGAUCUACUUCUGUGCAUAUUCGAAAAGCAAAAUUGCUUUUAACAAAAUACUACCUCCCGACACUCCGAUAGUGCACGUAUCUUCGGCAUUUUGCGCUGGUUUCGUGGCGUGCACGUUGACAAAUCCUAUUUGGUUUAUCAAAACCAGACUUCAGCUGGAUCAUCGAACAAACAAAAUCACUGCGAUGGAAUGUAUGCGGAGGAUAUAUCGACAGUCGGGUAUCCGAGGAUUUUAUAAGGGUAUUAUGGCGUCCUACGUAGGUAUAAGUGAGACUGUGAUACACUUUGUGAUUUACGAAGCUGUAAAGGCAUGGCUUAUGGCGACAAGGACGGGAGUUUCUUCAAGGGAGGACGAGAGAAAAACGUUCCGUGAUUUUGUAGAAUUUAUGGCAGCUGGUUCAUUUUCUAAAACGAUCGCAUCAACGAUCGCUUAUCCUCACGAAGUGGCAAGAACGCGUUUGCGUGAGGAAGGUACAAAAUAUCGAACGUUCUUACAAACGUUGAACGUCGUAUAUAUCGAGGAAGGAACAAAAGGUUUAUAUCGUGGACUUGGAACUCAUUUAAUAAGGCAGAUCCCAAAUACCGCUAUAAUAAUGGCAACUUAUGAAGCUGUAGUCUAUAUCCUCACGCAACACUUCCAUUCGACCGCUGUAAAUGCAACGAACGCGACGACACAGUUUUAUGCAGAGGCUAAGGCAAAGAGAGAGCUUGCCUAGGAUUUGCUAACGGCCCCUGAAUAAAGGGCCUUCAUUCUAAAUGCUAAUGCUAAUGCUAAUGCUCGUGCUUUAGAAUGACGUUUCAUCAAGUCUUCGUCAUCCUUACCUUUAUCAUCGAGGAGAGAUUAAGAGACAUCAUGUGUUAAAUGAUGGCGACGUCUUUUGGAGCGUAAUCGGAUAAUUUUUACAUUGAAGGUAUUACCGAAAGAAGACACCACGACAUAGAAAGCCUCAGUGCCCUAGAAAGUCUAGCAAAAAAAAGUAGUCCUUCAUCCUUUCAGGUAGACCAUACGCAUACGCAUGGAACCCUGUGUUGUGUUGUGUACCUUCCACCAAACUGGAAUUACCAACUGGGCCAGAUUUAAUGCUGGAACACGAUGUGCUGACAUACAUUGCUUUUUUUUCUGUCUCUCUCUCUCUCUCUCUCUCUCUCUUUUUCUCUCUCUCUCUCUUUCUCUCAAUACAUACACACACAUACACAUACAUGCACUAUCGAUGAAAGUACAUUUUUUAUCUUUGACCGAGAGAUUGGAGAUACGAUAAUAUUAUAUUAUAUAUUAUGACUCUUUAGAGAAACUAUAUUUUUGAAUACUUUAGAAUUUUCUAUUUCUUUUUGCAGCGCUGCUCCACUGUCACAUAUAUUUCAAAGUAAUCGGCAAACGAUAAGCGAAAAUUUAUAAAUCGUUAAAUUUUCUUAAUGGGUCCAUUUUUACGGCUCUUUACGAUUACGUUGUUAUUAUAUUUGUUUGUAUAUGAUGUUUUAUUGAAAUGCUUUUUGCAAAAUGAAUUUAAAUGUUGUUUUCUUUUUUUGGAAAAGAUCGUGUUUUAACGCAUACCUUUUCUUUCUUUCCUCUUUUUUUUUUCUUUUUUUUUUUUUUUUAUUUUACUUCAUUCUGUUAUAGACUAUUAUUCUAUAUAUUUGAUUGAUUUAUACUUUGUUAUAAUUAUAUAUUGCGUACAAAUAAUUGGUUAAAAUAUUAUGGCAAUAAUUAGUUUUAUUAUGAAGAGAUAUUUUUCUCUUUCUUUUUCUUUCUCUCUUUCUCUCUUUCUCUCUCUCUCUCUUUCCCUCUUUCUCCCUUUUUUGAUGAUAAAAAUAUUAAAUGUUGAUUAUUUUUUCUUGAAAUUCGUUUGUUACGUUUAUUACUAUUAUCACGACAUUUUGGCUCUUAUUAAUACAUUGAAAUUCGACCAAGUAUUAUUCAAUAUUAUAUUGCACGACAUGAGAAUCUCGAAUUGCAAUGAAAAGAUCAUAUAUUGAUUAAAUUAUUAUAAAUCAACGAUAAGAAUCCAUAUACAUAUUAUUCGCUUAUUUCAAAUUGCAGUUUACUUCAAAAUACCAAGUAUCAAGUGCAGUAUGAUAAUUUAUAAUGAAAAAAAAUCUAUCUUGUGUACGUAUAUAUGUAUGUAUGUAUAUAUAUAUGUAUGUAUGUAUGUAUGUAUGUAUGUAUGUAUAUACAUCAUAUUCUGUGUACUAGAUAUCUUAAAAUAACCAAUAGUUUAACCAAAAAACUACAAAGGUUUCUAAACGAAGUACCAAUAUAUUCUUUUUUCUCUUUUCUUUUUCUUUCCUUUUUUUCUUUUUUUUUUUUAGCUAUAUCUUUUUAUUUGUAUAGUAAUGAUGAAAGAAUAUUGACGUGUAUAUAUAUAUAUAAUAAAUUGUAGAGAUUUGAGAUUGGUAGAUUUGCAGUCAUUAUUAUUAAGAUAAUACGAUGUAAAUACACAUAGAAACAGACACUCAUAUGAAAUUCUUAUUAAAUAUUAAGACAAUAUUAUAAUCUGUGCUGCCUAAUAUUUUUAUUUGUUAUUGUUUUGACAAAAUUAUAUUACAGGGGAUGGAAUCGAAAUGUUAACAUAUACACAUAUAUGUAAUGAUAUUAGAGUAUUCGAUAUAAUAGUACAGGAUGGGAAAAAAGUUUCCAAGUGAUUUUAAAAAUCAAUUAUCAAUUAGUAAUUACUUUCUGGUCUGAUUUUGUUCUUCUCAGAUUAUGAAAGUUUGUAAGAAAGUUAUUUGUAAAAUCUAAAAAUAAAAUUAGGCCAAGGAAUAUCAAUUGAUUUAUUAAAAAUUAUUUUGAAACAUUCGUCCCCAUCUUAUACAAAAUACAUUUCUGUGAACAACAACUCAGUUACCUAAAUUUAAUAUAUACAUAUUGCAAGAAAAACAAUUGAUUAUUAUAUAUUCGUCCGUUAUUAUAUACUUUUGAUUUUGAGAAUCUAUAUAAUUUAAAAAUCAGUGUCGUUACAAAACUGACAACUAGUCGUAUUGUGUUACCUAUAUUUUGUUCUCAGGUAUACGUUCCACCCAUGAUUAACGUUUUAAUGAAAAAGAAUAUAAUUGAAAUUCUUUGUUCACGAGAUGAUGGAAUAUCGAUUAAUACUGCGCGAGGUUGUUAGAUGCGAAAAAGGAGAAAGUUAUUUUUUAUCUCAUUUAUUUUCCAAAGUUGAGAAUAUAAUAGCGUAGAACUUUUAAAAUACAAAUCCAAUUUUUUUAUUCACGUUGAGAACAUUCGAUAAAAACUAAUCACAGUGAGAUUAAGUAUUUUGUGAAAUUAUUCUAAUAUAUGUUGCAAAGAAAAUAUAUUCUAUCGAAGGAAAAAAAUUAAACAAAUAAAUUAUAUAUAUAUAUAAUUAUAUAUUAUAUUAUAUAUAUAUAAAUAUAUAUAUAUAUACAUAGUAUAUUGUAUUUCAAAUAUCCUUGGAAUAAAAAAAGAGCAGGCGAUCAUUUUAAUACAUAUGAAAACAUAAAAUGCGAUAUCCAGAUAUGAACGUAUGAACGAACUCGCAUAUAUACAAUAUAUAUUUCGAUAGAAGUAUAGAAAUAAUAGAGUCUAGUGUUGUUUAAAAAAAAAAAAAGGAAAAAAAAAGAAAAAAGGAAAAAAAAACAAAAUACUAGCAUCGAAGUAAGACAACAAAUAAACAAAUUUGCUGAAGGAUGGGGGAGUUCACACAUACCGUAUACAUCCAAAAGAACGUGUCUGUAUUAUUGAUAUUGUGAUAUUGUCGAUGGAAUUAAACGAAUAAAAUAUAAUAA
Vespula vulgaris is the source of this 4482-nucleotide messenger RNA. It is a transcript of the gene Rim2, whose product is annotated as solute carrier family 25 member 36. Gene Ontology annotation, biological process: pyrimidine nucleotide import into mitochondrion; mitochondrial transport. Bases 336 to 1454 code for a protein of 372 amino acids. NCBI's taxonomy places the organism in Eukaryota, Metazoa, Arthropoda, Insecta, Hymenoptera, Vespidae. Gene Ontology annotation, molecular function: pyrimidine nucleotide transmembrane transporter activity. Gene Ontology annotation, cellular component: mitochondrial membrane; mitochondrion. The record is from RefSeq and is a predicted model, not a curated record. The transcript is spliced from 6 exons.